Messenger RNA from Symbiodinium sp. CCMP2456, 873 nucleotides. Lineage: Eukaryota; Dinophyceae; Suessiales; Symbiodiniaceae. The record is from the annotation of a GenBank genome assembly.
AUGCCGCCGACGGGGGAGAACGACCCGGAACUGCUCUACACUCGCUGGGGGAGGAGUGCUGCACAUCGCAACACGCUUGUGACUGUGAAUGAGUUUGUCGCCUUGCACGGACCGACUCCGCUCACCAGCGUCAUUGGUUUUCAUCCGUGGAGACUUUUCCCUGAUGCCAUGCACAUUCUCCACUUAGCUGUGAUACCAGAUGCGGUCGUUGCGAUUUUCUUGCAAUACACGGAUGAUGAGUCGAUUUUCUCUGGAAGCAAACGUGAUGAUAGGCUGGAGAAUCUUUGGCAGCUUUACAGGUCUUGGUGCGAGGAGGGAAACGUAUCGGAGCGUGCGCAGAGGAAACUUUUCAGCACUGCCAUCCUCAAGAACAAUCAUUACGUGGAGAUAAGCCAAAAGGUGAUGAACGCCACAGCUUGCAGAUACAUGGUUUUUUUCCUCGCUGUGUUGGGCGAGAUGGUACUUCAGAAGCUGGGUCCGCAGGCUAGCAACUUCCACUACUGGAUUGCAGGGGUCUGCUGGGCGUUUGCUUCCAUGGAGCGAAUCAUGUUGCAAGGCGGCCGAUUCUUGACUCAGCCUCAAUGCGAAUGCUUUUACAAUGAUUACCUCGUCAUGCGAGGAGGCUACAAUCAUCUGGCGCAGCGCGCCUUGAGCCUGCAAUUGCCAAGGUGGCACUGCAGGCCCAAACUACACCAAUGGGAGCACGCAGUGCUGGACUACCUCCCGAGAAAUCCGCGUUAUUGCUCCAACUUUCUCGGAGAAGAUUUUGUACGACGUGCCAAGACUCUGGCGCUGCAGAGUCAUGCCAACUGGAUGUCACGGCACGUGUUGCUGCGAUAUGUACUGCAGUUCUGCUUGGCAUGGCGGGAGUGA